CGGAAGUUAUCCGGUCUCUCCGGAGUCUUCUGGAGCAAGUGCUGUCGGCCGCGCUGGUGGCGGCGGCAGCGCGGUGCUGGGAAGCUGGCCGUCCGGCCUUGCCGCCGCUAGGGGCCGUUCCCCGCGCAGCACCACGGCCCCGCGAGCCUCGAGCCCGACGCGGCGGCGCCGGGCUGCCUCAGGCUCCUUCACGCCGCUGCCGGGGGCACCUGCCGGGGCAUCGCCCGGACCUCCAGCCGAGGCGCUGGCUCCCGGCCCCGGCGCUCCGGGCCGAAGCGAGGAGCGCGCUGGUGGCCCCGCGCUGCCGCCUCCCUGAACCCUCGAGGCCCUGGUCCAGAGCGACAGCCUUGGGCCGGGCUAGACGCAGCCAAGACGCUCAGCCCCGGCCGCCCGCAGGCGGGGCUCUGCAUGGUCUCUGAGAUGUCGCCCACCGUCUCGCACAAGGACAGCAGUCGGCAGCGCCGCCCGGGGACUUUCACCCACGCGCUGGAUAUGAGGAGCGGGCCUCUGCCGCCGGGCACCUGGGAUGACAGUCCCCCGGACCUGGCGGGCGGGGAAGGGGACAAAGAAGCUCUUCUGCAGGGCGCCGGCACUGGGGACUUCUCGAAGCCCUCCCGGAGCUGCCGGGCCGAACUAAGCAGCAUUCUGCUGCUGCUUUUUCUUUACGUGCUUCAGGGCAUUCCGCUGGGCCUGGCGGGGAGCAUCCCCCUCAUCUUGCAGAGUAAAAACGUUAGCUAUACCGAUCAAGCCUUCUUCAGUUUUGUCUUUUGGCCCUUCAGUCUCAAGUUGCUCUGGGCCCCUUUGGUUGAUGCAGUUUACUUUAGGAACUUUGGUCGCCGCAAAUCUUGGCUUGUCCCGACCCAGUAUGUUCUGGGACUCUUCAUGAUAUAUUUGUCCACUCAGGUGGACCGUUUGCUCGGGAAUACUGAUGGCAGAACCCCCGAUGUGUUUACUCUCACUGUGGCGUUCUUUUUGUUUGAAUUCCUGGCCGCCACUCAGGACAUCGCUGUGGACGGCUGGGCGUUAACUAUGUUAUCCCGGGAAAACGUGGGUUAUGCUUCUACUUGCAAUUCAGUGGGCCAAACAGCUGGCUACUUUUUGGGCAAUGUUUUGUUUUUGGCCCUGGAAUCUGCUGACUUUUGUAACAAAUAUUUGCGGUUUCAGCCUCAACCCAGGGGAAUCGUUACUCUUUCAGAUUUCCUUUUUUUCUGGGGAACUGUAUUUUUGAUAACAACAACUUUAGUUGCUCUUCUGAAGAAAGAAAACAAAGAAUUAUCUGUUGAAAAAGAAGAAACCCAGGGGAUCUCAGAUACUUACAAGCUACUAUUUGCAAUUGUAAAAAUGCCAGCAGUUCUGACAUUUUGCCUUCUAAUUCUAACUUCAAAGAUUGGUUUUUCAGCAGCAGAUGCAGUAACAGGACUGAAAUUGGUAGAAGAGGGAGUACCCAAAGAACAUUUAGCCUUAUUGGCAGUUCCAAUGGUUCCUUUGCAGAUAAUAUUGCCUCUGAUUAUCAGCAAAUACACUGCAGGUCCCCAGCCACUAAACAUAUUUUACAAAGCCAUGCCCUACAGAUUGUUGCUGGGAUUAGAAUAUGCUCUGCUGGUCUGGUGGACUCCUAAAGUAGAGCAUCAAGGGGGAUUCCCUGCGUAUUACUACAUUGUAGUGCUGCUGAGUUACGCAUUACAUCAGGUUACAUUGUACAGCAUGUAUGUUUCCAUAAUGGCUUUCAAUGCGAAAGUUAGUGAUCCACUUAUUGGAGGAACAUACAUGACCCUUUUAAAUACUGUGUCCAAUCUGGGAGGAAACUGGCCUUCUACAGUAGUUCUCUGGCUGGUAGAUCCCCUCACAGUGAAGGAGUGUGUAGGAGCAUCCAACCAGAACUGUCGAACACCUGAUGCUGUUGAGCUUUGCAAAAAACUUGGUGGCUCGUGUGUUACAGCAUUGGAUGGUUAUUAUGUGGAGUCCAUUAUUUGUGUUUUUAUUGGAUUUGGUUGGUGGUUCUUUCUUGGUCCAAAAUUUAAAAAGCUACAGGAUGAAGGACCGUCUUCGUGGAAGUGCAAAAGGAGCAAUUAGUGCAUUCACUGCUGGACAUUCUAGAAAGGUAACCAUACUCUGGGUUAAUUCAGAGAGCUGUAAGAGUCAGUGCACAGGAGUAUAAAAUAUUAUUUUAAACAAGGAAAUUAUCAAUAUAAAAUGCCAAAUGGUUAAAAAAUAGAGACCUCUCUGUGUAUUUGAUUAUACUUUUCCUUGCCUUGUUGAUAUAUUUAAAGUUUACUUAAGGUCAGGAAAUUGGUCCUAAAACAACUCUUCUGGCCUUGUUAUUUGAUUUAUGUGUUUUUAAUUUACUGACCAAAGUAUGUUUUAAGCUGCACUGCAGUCAUCAUGGGGGGUAACCAUGCAGUCAAGUAUUGUUAUCAGUACCUACGUUGAGCUGUAUUUGAAAUUUUGGUAAAAUACAUUAAAUGGAAUAGAGCUUGAUGUUCAGGUACGAGCUACAAGUAGUCUGCCCUUGUUGGCCAUUAAAUCUUAUUUUGAAUUGCAAAUUGGUGAAAUUCUGUGUAGGCUACUGAAAUGCCAGUUUAGUUAUUUUUCAGACCAUAACCACAUUGUACUAAUGAAUCUGUUAAAAAGACUAUUUUAAAUGUAUUUCCUGCUUUUGUAAGCAUUAAAGAUUUAUAAGAAGAUUAUUCAGACUUAUUUUUUAUAAAAUGAAAGCUGUGAUUUUUAAUUUAUUGAUUCCCCUGCCUCCUUUCUUUUGGAAGAUAUUUUGAUUCCUUGUUACCUUAAAGCUUACAUAUGUUUUUGUCAUAAGUGCUUUGUGGCACACAGACAGCUCAUGAGGGAUCAAAUUUAGUGUGGUAUGUAUGUUCAUGGCAAAGUUUUGAAAAUAAAAAACGUUUUUCUUCAA
Molecule: messenger RNA, 2908 nt
Organism: Equus quagga
Lineage: Eukaryota; Metazoa; Chordata; Mammalia; Perissodactyla; Equidae
Gene: SLC33A1
Product: solute carrier family 33 member 1
Exons: 6
Coding region: 409-2073 (554 amino acids)
Cellular component (GO): membrane
Molecular function (GO): acetyl-CoA transmembrane transporter activity
Source: RefSeq, a predicted model, not a curated record